AUGGACAACUUCGGGAAACUUCCUCCCGAGGCCACGUUGCCCGCCCCCCCGCGCCUCCCCGCCCCCCGGCGGGGUUCAGGGCGCGCACGCAGCCGGCGCGCUCGGCCGCGCGGGGGCCCCGGAGCCGGGCUGCAGGCGGGCGAGCGCGGCGGGCGGCGCGGGGGUGGCGGGGCUCUCAGGGGCGCCGGCCUCGGGGGGCGCGCUCAGCAUAGCGGGCUGGUCUCCCCAGAGCGGAAGUUUGCUUCUCUCUCAACUUUGCAGGCGGCAUCUAGCGGCGCGGCCCGGAGGCUCUCCGUCCUUCCCGGGGAGCCCCCCUUCCCCCCACAUACCCACCUCUGCUGCACGUCCAGCGGGUUAGCAAACUUUGAGGGUCCCGCGGCCCCGCGCGCCCAUGUCCGCACCGGCUGCGGGGCUCGGCCACCCGGGGCUGCCGCCUGCGCCCGAGCGCGGAGCCUCCCGCCGGCCCGCGGAGGGAGGAAGGGAGCGAGGGAGACCCGCGGCUCUGCGCUCCGCGGCGCAGGCGGCCCCGGCAGGCUCGGGGGGCGCGGCGCCUCCUCCGGCUCCCGCUCCCGCUCCCGGGGGUGGGGGGCGCUCGCCGCCGCCGCCGCCGCCGCCUCUGCGCCUCCGGGGCCGCGUCGCUGUCUCUGUGGCCGCCGCGCCGCUCGCGGCUUCCCGGGCUCGGCGUCCGGAGAGGAGCCGCUCUCGCCUGCGCCGAGCCGGAGCUGCGGGGGCAGCGUGAGCCGGGGACGAGCGCGGCGGAGGCGGAGACGCGGAGAGAGGGGGGCCGAGCGCUACCCGGUGGCCGCGACUGGAGAGCAGCCUGCGCGGGGAGGGGGCGGCGGCGGCGGCCUGGAGCCAGGCCCGGGAGCGAGCCCCGCACAGACACGGCUCGCCUGCGCCUCCGAGACCCGCGGGAGGGCAGCAGUGCCAACGUUGUGCGUGCACUGGAGAGACAUCAAGUUGCAGGUGCUGCCAUGAUGCCAUCCUGAUUUCCCUGGGUGGACCACCUCACCAAAGUGUCCCGAAAUCUCACCUCUCCAGAGCCCUACCCCACUAGGGAAAGACAAAAACCGGCUGGGGGUGUGGAUCCAUCUGCCAACGUCCAUGCUCAGCGGAGAGGCAAUUAUAGAAGCCAAACCUUCCACCUUCUGCAUCCCAUAAAGAAUUUUGAUCUAUACUCCCAGAGGGAGAAAGAACAGGAAAGUUUCGAAUGGAGGGGAUGGGACACAGAACUCUGGUGGUGAGAACUGUGUGGAAUUGUGCCCCUGUUAUCUUACAGUCUUGUUAUUACUAAAUCACUAAUAAAAUUGAUUUACAAGGG
Messenger RNA from Erinaceus europaeus (western European hedgehog), 1321 nucleotides. RefSeq names its product spidroin-1-like. The record is from RefSeq and is a predicted model, not a curated record. The transcript is spliced from 2 exons. Bases 1 to 978 code for a protein of 325 amino acids. Lineage: Eukaryota; Metazoa; Chordata; Mammalia; Eulipotyphla; Erinaceidae.